AGCCGCGAGGAUAUGCUAAAGAAUACGGAGAUAAUAGACGAGGAAGUCUUCAAUCAGCUACUCGAACUUGAUGAGGACGGAGGUACAGAGUUUCUGGAGAGCGUUGUCGAGGAAUGGUAUGGUCAAGUCAAAGAUACUUUCGCCGAUAUGGACCAGACGCUUAAAGAGGGAGAUUUACUCGCGUUCUCCAAGCUGGCUCAUUUCCUCAAAGGUUCAUCAGGCCAAUUGGGGGUACAAACUCUCCAGAAUACUUGCGCCAAGUUACAGCACUAUGGUGAACAAUGGGAUGACGAACUGGCCGACGAAAGAACCCAAAAUCUAUCAAAGGAAGAAGCUACGAAGCGCAUCAAAGUGACUCUCGCUCAAGCAAGAACCCAAUAUGCGGAGGCAGAGAAAUGGAUGGCGCGUUAUCUGUCCGCGAGUGACGAAACCUCUGAGCCUGAGCCUGAAGAAGAAAUCAAGAAGCCGGCCGAGAAACAGAGUCCGAAACCUAACGCAGAAUCGCCAAAGCCAAAGGGUUCUCCUACGAAGGUGAAGCCAUGA
This is a messenger RNA of Acaulospora colombiana, 543 nucleotides long. The record is from the annotation of a GenBank genome assembly. NCBI's taxonomy places the organism in Eukaryota, Fungi, Glomeromycota, Glomeromycetes, Diversisporales, Acaulosporaceae.